Ogataea polymorpha is the source of this 1054-nucleotide messenger RNA. RefSeq lists its product as uncharacterized. The transcript has a single exon. Bases 1 to 780 code for a protein of 259 amino acids. The record is from RefSeq and is a predicted model, not a curated record. NCBI's taxonomy places the organism in Eukaryota, Fungi, Ascomycota, Pichiomycetes, Pichiales, Pichiaceae.
AUGACGAACAGAGACUCAGCACAGGAAAAGUUGGCCAACCAGGACACCCAGCAUGUUUGCGGAAAAACAAACGUGUACGUCUUCAAUUGCUUCCAUGGUGCAACGCUCAACGACGUCCAUUUCUCAAACGACAACAAGGGGCAACAUAUCUACUACAGCCACGCGUCCAACAUGGACGAGGCACAGGAAGUUGCAGAGUACGUAAACGAGUUUCUGGGACACUUGCACGAGCAUAUAGUGUUGAGGAAGAGACAGAAAACUGAGCAAUCAGAAAACCACGAGGAGUUGGCAAAAGGGGAGCCACUGCCCACUCACGUUCGGCCAGAACCCGUCAUUCCUGACUCAGUGGUACAAUUGGACCUGGUGCAACAAGAAGCCCCGGUAGAAGUUCUUUGUGGGUUCCAUCACUCGCUAAGCCAGGAGCAGGUCCAGUCAUUGUUGGUGGAAGAAAACGAGGUUUUCUCCCGACUCCAUAGCCGGCCGCUAACGCAGAACGAUCCUUUUUUCUACUUCAACGACAUGUGGCUAUCAAAGCUCGUUCGCGAGAAGAAAUACAGACUGGUUCAUUACCAGUACAAACUAGAGCAAGAGUUGCCCGUGGUUAAAGGCUCUACUGUGUUCAAGGGUGUAGCUCCAAAAAAUUGUCCCUACGUUGCCAUGACGUUUGCCCAGUGCACACAGUGCUCGCUUGUGCUACCUUACAAGGGUAAAAAGAAUCCACGCAAAAACGACGGAAACGCGCUCUCGCAUGCUAGAAGACACGACAAGAGGACUAAUUGAUGGCAACGUUGCUUUGCAUUGCUUGAUAUUCCGGCCUCAUUUCUUGAAUACCCAAGGUGAUUCACCAAAUCGUGUUUCCAAUAUUUAUUUGACCCGAUCGCUAUUGUCCUUGCGUAAUGCUAAAAUUUUCCAUGCACCACAAAAUGGAUCCAAACUGAGUUAGUAUAGUUAGCUGAUCAAAGCCUCGAUACCCUUUAUUAGAUUAGUCAGGAUUCCAAUAUAGUCUCAUCCUGGUUACUUGCCUCUGCCAUGUUUCUACAACCGUUCUCAUCGG